Brugia malayi is the source of this 1623-nucleotide messenger RNA. RefSeq lists its product as uncharacterized. Gene Ontology annotation, molecular function: DNA binding. Gene Ontology annotation, biological process: regulation of cell cycle; regulation of transcription by RNA polymerase II; DNA-templated transcription. The coding region runs from base 1 to 1623 and encodes 540 amino acids. The transcript has 10 exons. The record is from RefSeq and is a predicted model, not a curated record. Gene Ontology annotation, cellular component: transcription repressor complex; nucleoplasm. Lineage: Eukaryota; Metazoa; Nematoda; Chromadorea; Rhabditida; Onchocercidae.
AUGCCGGCAGAUGGUGAAUCAUCGAGAUAUCACCUCCGUGGACCUGUCAAACCACCCUCACGUUACGCAGAUUCUGGCGAUGAAGGUCAAGAAAUUAUACGUAUGCCAGUUUCAAAACCGAAAAGUAAACGUCUUUCACCGUUAAAACGCGGUGGAAAAGUGUUGAAGGCAGAGAGUGAUACUGAUAGUAAUGUUUCUAGUGGCACUAAUAAUCGACUGUCCGCAAAAUCAUCCGAGAGUCCCAAGAAGGCGAUGAACAAUGGUGCUCAAAGGGAUAUCUCACGAGAAAAUGCAACACCGCGCACUGCACGUCCUCAACCGUCUGAAAUAUCGCCAACAAUGAGGGAAAAUUUACGACAUUUGAAAAAUGUUUUAAAGUUACCUAAAGCUCGUAGGUGGGUUUAUUGCGAAUUUUUUUAUUCCGGUGUUGACCAGCAACUUUUCUCGGGAGAUAAUGAAUUUGUGCAGUUGCUUCAUGAAAUGUUUCCGAAUUUACGUACUCUCAAACUUUGUCGACCGGAAUGGAGAGCUAUCAGGAGACUAAUAGGAAAGCCGAGGAGAUGUUCAGAAGCUUUCCUAAAUGAAGAGCGUGAGGCGCUGGAGACAAAAAGAGCUAGAAUCCGUCAGAUUUAUGAUGGAAGCUUGAUGAAUAUUCCGCCUGGAUGCGAACUACCAUUACGACUACCUCCUCCUUUGAUAAUCGGAGCCAAAAUCUAUGCGCGUGUACGGACUCCCAAAGAUGGUAUUUAUGCUGGCACAAUUGAUGCCAUACUGCCAGCUUCAUAUCGAGUGGUCUUUGAUAAGGAGGAAAUGAUACCACCAAUGAUUAUCAAGGAUUCGGAAGUUAUGUCCGCUCAAACGAUUGAGUUACUAUCAAUUAAUUACUUUCUGGAACAGAAUCGUUCUGCUAUCCCACCCUCACUGAUCAGAUUCGGCCACGCAGGCGUCCUUCCAAAGUUCACUGAUGCAUCUUCCAGUCGUUCUCCUUCAGGGAUAGAUUCUAUUCGAAAACCAAGUAGAAUUCGAGAUGAAAAAGUCGGAAAUUUCCCUGUUCGAAUGCUCGUUAUCCUUGUAAAGUUGAGCAAACUAAUCGAGGUGAAACGAACUUUGGUUAAAUCAUUAACUGAGCUAAAUAUGGAGGCUGAAAAGAUGAAUAUGAUAACUGAUUCUUAUCCAGUCGCUUUCCAGAGGAGGUACGCUCAGGUUGUGAUUGAUAUUGAGACAGUUAACAGGCAGCUGCAAUCGUACUUAAACGCGGUAAAUGAAUAUUGCAAUCAGUUGUUGCCACAGUUGAGUGAAUUUUUAUUAACUUCACGACCAGAAGCUCUAAGAAAAAUGUGUCAAACUCAUUCAGUACAAAUCGUCAAACACUGUAACAACGGCUUGAAUGUGCAAAAUAAGCAUGCACUAGAUCUGGUUACCUCACUUACAGCACUGCUGUUACAGAUUCGAGCACUGGGACAACAGAGCUGUACACCACUCGAUUUGCAUACUUUAUCGGAAUCGUUGAACGAAAUUCGGAAACAAAUCGACCCGUCGAAUGUAGCUGCCUUUCAAGAUUUCGUGGAGGUACACAUGAAACAGAUCCACAACAUGAUGUUAAAUAUUGGGAAUGUGUGCUAA